AUGAUUGUGCUCAGCGAAAUCGAUAUCCGCUCUUUAAAAUCAAAAACAUCACUGAAAAAGCAAGGGCAUUGUGGCUCGUCUGAUAUAUCUAGCGGUACCUACAUCCUUUGCGAAAAGUCGCCCCUUAUUUCCCAACACCAGCCACGUGAAGAAUUGAAGCUGCUGCUUGCGGCGCAGCUAAAGGCCCUGUCAAGGGAGUCACGGCGUCAGUUCUUAUCCCUUCCCAACACCUUCCCAGGCAAGUACCCUUUCACUGGCAUCGUCAAGACAAAUGCUCUGCCAUGUGGAUCUGGUUCUUAUGUUGCCGGCGUCUACCCAACUGUGAGCCGUAUCAACCACAGCUGCAUUCUGAACGCCCACAACAGCUGGAACAGCAGCAAGGAACAGGAAACUAUUCACGCGAUCCGACCUAUCUAA
Penicillium subrubescens is the source of this 417-nucleotide messenger RNA. RefSeq lists its product as uncharacterized. Gene Ontology annotation, molecular function: protein binding. The coding region runs from base 1 to 417 and encodes 138 amino acids. The transcript has a single exon. The record is from RefSeq and is a predicted model, not a curated record. NCBI's taxonomy places the organism in Eukaryota, Fungi, Ascomycota, Eurotiomycetes, Eurotiales, Aspergillaceae.